AUGGCACUUCGAGAUAUAACACAAGUGGAAAACAAUAUCCCCAAGACUGGGACUUUCAAACGAAAUCUACUAAACUUGCAUGGCGAUGACGAUAAUACGUUUUUACCGCCCGUAUUGAGCAGCUACGCCAUAUCAUUACUUGGCGAAGUGAAUGCCAACAAGCUGCCUCAACAGCAACAGCAGCAGCAGCAUCGGCAACAACAUCAACUCCCCAACCAGCAUGACGAUUCAUCAAAACCUACAACAAUUACAGGAAUAUACGAGUUGGACUUCCCUGAUAAUGAACACAGAAAUUCCCUCAGAAAUAAACUCUCCGUUCAUUUCAGUGAAUCCAAAGAACAGCAGCAUCAGCUCCAACAAAGAGCUCAGGACAGAACCAAUAACAGCACUAAUAACAAUUCGAACUUUUCAGUUUAUCAGGAUUACGAGAACAAUUUUUCAAGUCAUUCUUCAAUGACAACAAAUAAUCAAACCAUUUCGGAAGUGAAUGAAGAGAUGAAUGAUUCCUUGCAUAACCACCAAAGUAAUAACAGCACCGGUAUACAUAGUAACAACAGCCCCAAAAGCUUACCUUCAGGUGGAAACGAAGUGGAUACACAGAAAAGUGGGCAUCUGCAAGUACAUAGCAUAAGAAAGUUUAGAGGAUCGAAGAGGUUUGGCAAGCUAUUGGGACCCCCAAAGAGAAGUAAGCCUCAAAGUAUUGAGAAUACCGUUGAGCCAAGUAACAGUAACAGUAAUUUCUAUGCGUCCAAUUUAACUACCCCACCACCAUCGUACAAUGUUGACUUUUCUCCGAGGUUGAAAACACCGACUAAUGAACACCAAAUGAACAAUGGAAACAUUCAUGAAACUCCGCCAAACUUUCCCAUUCAAGAGAAGAGCGACACUGAACGUCCAAAGGUAAAUUCCCCACAUCCCAAGGCAUCUCUUAAUGAUGAGCAUAAACAGGACGAAUUUGGUUUUAUGUCUAGCCAAAAAAGUGAAGAACUUAGGGAAAGAAUAGAACAACAGAAAUUGUUAAACGAGUUGGAGAGACAAAGACUAAAGCAACUUGAGAGAAUGAACAAAUUGGAUGAUAUUGUCAUGACAGGGCAAGAGAGCAAAGAUGACCAGGAUGCGUUACGAAAGGAGAAUAUGUUUAAAGAAGUCAACGUAGAAAGAGAAAGAGAGUUGGCAAAUAAACGUGUACACGAAGAUAUUGAGUUCAGAAAACCAAAGACUCCCCGGGUAUCUCCUUCUUUGGAAAGACCAAGAGAAGUUCCAGUACCUAUGGUCCAAGCACCACCUCAACCGCAGCCACGAGCAGCAUCUGCAUCUAGUAAAAAGAAAACUAUCACCAUAAAUGGAGUUCAGUAUGAGAAGUUAGAACUUUUAGGGAGGGGUGGUACAUCAAAGGUCUACAAAGUGAAGUCCCUUUCAAGUAAUAAACUUUACGCGAUUAAGAAAGUAACAUUUGAUCAAUUCGAUGAAACGUGCGUUAAAGGAUUUAAAGGAGAAAUUGACUUAUUGCUAAAAUUAAAGAACUUGGAGAGAGUAGUUCAAAUUGCGGAUUACGCGAUUGGCGAAGGCUCCAUAUAUGUGGUUAUGGAAUGUGGAGAUGUAGACUUGGCACAUGUACUCCAAAAUAAGAUAAGUAUGAGUCAAAAACUAGACCUUAACUUUGUCAAGUUUCAUUCUAUUGAGAUUCUUAAGUGUGUUCUAGCUGUUCAUCAGGCUGGGAUAGUACAUAGUGACUUGAAGCCUGCAAAUUUCCUUUUUGUUAGAGGCAUAUUGAAAAUUAUUGAUUUUGGAAUUGCCAACGCAGUCCCAGAUCAUACUUCCAAUAUUUACAGAGAAUCACAGAUUGGGACUCCGAAUUACAUGGCUCCAGAGGCCUAUAUUGAAGUUAAUCAAUCAUUCCCUGGAUUACCUGAUGACUCUUAUAUAAAUAGUGGUCAUGGUGGUAAAAACAGCAAGAACACCUGGAAAGUUGGAAUGCCAUCGGAUGUCUGGUCAUGUGGAUGUAUCAUCUAUCAAAUGAUAUAUGGGAAACCACCGUAUGGUCAUUACUCAGGAAACCAAAGAAUAAUGGCAAUUAUGAAUCCUCAGGUUAGGAUUCAAUAUGCCGCAACUGGUAUUGGAGGAGUGAAAGUUCCUGUGAGUGCCAUUGAAUUGAUGAAAAAGUGCCUCGCAAGAAACCCGAAUGAAAGAUUGACCAUUGAGCAAUGUUUGAACUCCGAUUUCUUACAUCCCAAAAUUGUCAAUGAAGGAUACAUCAGAGAUUUGGUUCAUCUGGCAGUUAAUUUUGGAAUUAACAAUAGAGCUGGAGGAAGUGGCAUUAUAACCGCAGAAAUUUACGAUAAGUUGGUAGACGGAGUAUUGAAGCAGAUAGAAGAACUAAAUUACGGCUGA
Messenger RNA from Dujonia railenensis, 2391 nucleotides. The record is from the annotation of a GenBank genome assembly. Lineage: Eukaryota; Fungi; Ascomycota; Pichiomycetes; Serinales; Debaryomycetaceae.